This is a messenger RNA of Arvicola amphibius (Eurasian water vole), 1113 nucleotides long. Its product is annotated as histone H3.3A. Gene Ontology annotation, molecular function: structural constituent of chromatin; DNA binding; protein heterodimerization activity. The record is from RefSeq and is a predicted model, not a curated record. Gene Ontology annotation, cellular component: nucleosome. The transcript has 4 exons. NCBI's taxonomy places the organism in Eukaryota, Metazoa, Chordata, Mammalia, Rodentia, Cricetidae. Bases 159 to 569 code for a protein of 136 amino acids.
AAAUGGAGGCGUCGGGGGGCUUGGAGCGCAAAGCGGUUUGGUCGUUCGUUGGAGGUAGAUCUUCUGUUCCGGUCGCCGAUCGCGACUCCCGUUUGCGCGCUCACAGCGGCGCGGCGGUCCCAGCACGGGCCUCAGACUCCGGUUUUGGGUGAAAGAAAAUGGCCCGAACCAAGCAGACCGCUAGGAAGUCGACCGGGGGGAAGGCGCCCCGCAAGCAGCUGGCCACCAAGGCGGCCCGGAAAAGCGCGCCCUCUACCGGCGGGGUGAAGAAGCCGCACCGCUACAGGCCCGGGACCGUGGCUCUGAGAGAGAUCCGUCGCUACCAGAAGUCGACUGAGCUGCUCAUCCGGAAGCUGCCUUUCCAGAGGCUGGUGAGGGAGAUCGCCCAGGACUUCAAGACCGACCUGAGGUUUCAGAGUGCAGCUAUCGGUGCCCUGCAGGAGGCCAGUGAAGCGUACCUGGUGGGGUUGUUUGAAGAUACCAAUCUGUGUGCCAUCCACGCCAAGAGAGUCACCAUCAUGCCCAAAGACAUCCAGUUGGCUCGCCGGAUACGGGGGGAGCGAGCUUAAGUCGAGGCGGUUUUUAUGGCAUUUUGUAGUAAAUUCUGUAAAAUACUUUGGUUUAAUUUGUGACUUUUUUUGUAAGAAAUUGUUUAUAAUAUGUUGCAUUUGUACUUAAGUCAUUCCAUCUUUCACUCAGGAUGAAUGGGGAGAGUGACUGUUCACAGACCUCAGUGCUGUGGGCGCUGUGGCUCAGGAGUGACAAGUUGCCGAUGUGCAGAAGGGAUGGGUGAUAGUACUUGCUUCUCAUGAUGCAUGUUUCUGUAUGUUAAUGACUUGUUGGGUAGCUAUUAAGGUACUAGAAUUGAUAAAUGUACAGGGUCCUUUUGCAAUAAAACUGGUUAUGACUUGAUCCAAGUGUUUAACCAUACAUCACUGUGAUAGAAUGUGGGCUUUUUCAAAGGUUGAAGAUACAAGUUUUAACCACAGUGUAACAGUUUUCCUUAAAAAAAAGUAAACCUGGCAGCUAUAGAAUACACUAUGUGCAUUUAUAAUAGCUAUUUUAUAUAUUGUAGUGUUCAACAUUUUUAAAUUAAAUGUUUUACAUUCACAA